Arabidopsis lyrata subsp. lyrata is the source of this 2036-nucleotide messenger RNA. RefSeq names its product cleft lip and palate transmembrane protein 1 homolog. The transcript has 12 exons. Bases 86 to 1858 code for a protein of 590 amino acids. Lineage: Eukaryota; Viridiplantae; Streptophyta; Magnoliopsida; Brassicales; Brassicaceae. Gene Ontology annotation, cellular component: membrane; endomembrane system. The record is from RefSeq and is a predicted model, not a curated record.
CGUCGACUCUGCUUUACACAUCUCACACGGUAAAGUUACAUAGUUCAGCUUGAAUCGGCACUGACGAAAGCAUCUUUCUGCGAAUAUGGCGCCUCCGGCAAGUGAAACAGCUGCGGUGGUUGACGGCGGUGAUGGGCAGCAGCAACGACAAGCUGGUGGGUUUGGGCAGGCAAUUACCGGAAUCAUUAGAAUCGCCGUCUUCUGCUACUUUGCUUCUAAGUUCUUUUCUCCGAAACAAAAACCAUCGGAUCCUUCUAAGCCUUCUCAUCUUAUGUCCAAUCUCUUUCAGAGGGGAGAGCCCAUGGAUAUGUGGUUUUAUCUUUCGGAGCAUGAGAAAUUCAAUGACUUUGGCAAUGAAGGUGCGCUUAUUUGGCACGAGACAAACAUACCUUAUGCUGUGUGGAAGCCAGAGAGCACUAGGACCUUGUCAAUGACAUAUUAUCCAUCCGAGGCACUGAAGAAUAAUGGAAGUCUGUAUGCUCAUGUCUUCUUUGCUCGAUCUGGUUAUCCUAUAGAUCCUAGUGAUCCUGAAUACCAGCCUCUUAACUGCUUUGGCAGGACACACCCCGUUGCAACUUACUUGCCAAAGCGAAAAGCAGAUAAGAAGAAGAGUCUGUUGGGAAAUCCCAAAGACGAUGAUGAAUCCAAUGUUGAAGUUGAGGAGGUUGAUGGUAAGGACUCGGAUCUCAAGGAUGAGGGACCUGUGGAAUGGGUUUCCUACUGGAAACCAAAUGUCACAAUUAACCUAGUCGAUGACUUUACUCGCUAUCCACAGCAUGGUGUACCACCAAACAUUGAUCCUUACUUACUGGUGGAACCUAGUACAGUAAACUACUACCCUACAGUUUUCUUUAAUGAGUUUUGGCUGCUAAGGGACAAGUUGAUUUUAAUCAAUGAGACGGUCUCAGAGCUGCCACUUAAUCUGGAAGUAAGCCCCAUAAGCAUGACAAAGUGGCAGCUGUUUCAGCAGAUUGAUCAGUCUUUUCAGAUUCACCGUAGCUAUGGAAGCAUGCUUGAUGGUGAAUCUGACGAACUAAAGAGGGUGUUUUUGGAAGGAAAUCCCUAUCUGUUGGGUGUCACAAUGUUUGUUUCGAUGCUUCAUUCUGUAUUUGACUUCCUUGCAUUCAAAAAUGAUAUCCAGUUUUGGAACAAGAACAAAUCUAUGGAAGGACUGUCUGCGAAGUCUGUCGUACUAAACUUUAUCUGUCAGUUUAUCAUCUUCCUCUACCUGCUUGACAACGACACUUCUUGGAUGAUACUGGCUAGCUCCGGAGUUGGUGUCUGCAUCGAGUUCUGGAAAAUAGGGAAAGCCAUGCGGAUUGAGGUUGAUCGAAGUGGGAUGAUUCCAAGAUUGAGGUUCCACGACCGUGAAUCCUAUGCAAGCAACAAGACCAAGGAGUAUGACGACAUCGCCAUUAAAUUCUUAUCCUAUGUGCUCCUCCUCCAUGUUGUGGGUUUCUCCAUAUAUUCACUUGCCUAUGAACGCCACAAGAGCUGGUACUCAUGGAUCCUAUCUUCACUAACGAGCUGCGUCUACAUGUUUGGUUUCAUAAUGAUGUGUCCUCAAUUGUUCAUCAACUAUAAGCUGAAGUCAGUAGCACAUUUACCAUGGAGGCAAAUGACAUAUAAGUUCCUCAACACAAUCAUCGACGAUCUCUUUGCUUUUGUCAUCAAAAUGCCAAUGCUGCAUCGCAUUUCUGUCUUCCGAGAUGAUGUGAUAUUCUUAAUAUACUUGUACCAGAGAUGGGUUUAUCCUGUGGACAGAACACGUGUCAACGAAUUUGGUUUUGGAGGUGAGGAUGAGUCUGUGGAUACAAAGAAGAUCUCUGACCAAGAAGAUGACAAGAAAACAAACUAAUUAGCUUUGUGCUUUUGUUCUUUCAAACAAUUUUUGAGUUGUUUUUGGUUCUGCUUUACGAAGUUUUGUUUAUGCUAUUUGUAUCCAAAAGGAAUUUCGUUUUGAUUUAUAUCUCUAGAAAGUUUUGUUGUUAAUACUUAACUAGAUCAUUGCACGUAUGUAUGUGCGGGGUUUCAUA